AAUAAAUAAAUCAGGAAGGGACCAUGGGUAGUUUUCGUAUUUUCUUCAACCCCCCAUUCUUCUGCUCUCCUAACGAUAAAGGCAGAAGCAACAGGGCAAGCAGCAGAGCACCCACCAUUAGAGUACCAGUAGCAGUAAAACUCGCCGGCGCUUCUCGUACACUAUUAUCUUAUUGCUGAUGGCUCAAUCGGAGCGAGAACGAGAGCAGUCUCAGAGACUGCUCGAUUCCGAUGGAGACGAUCAAAAGGAGGCCGCGUACGAUUCCAGCGAGAAGGUCGUGGUGGUCGGGAUUGGGGACUCCGACGACGAAUUCUCUGGGGCGCCGCCGUUCUCGUGGCGGAAGCUGUGGCUGUUUACGGGACCCGGGUUCUUGAUGAGCAUAGCGUUCCUGGAUCCGGGGAAUCUGGAGGGGGAUCUCCAGGCGGGAGCCAUCGCGGGGUACUCGCUGCUGUGGCUGCUGAUGUGGGCAACGGCGAUGGGGUUGCUGGUGCAGCUUCUGGCGGCGCGCCUCGGCGUCGCCACCGGCCGUCACCUGGCGGAGCUCUGCCGGGAGGAGUACCCCAGGUGGGCGACGCUGGUGUUGUGGGUCAUGGCGGAGUUGGCCUUGAUUGGGGCUGAUAUUCAGGAGGUUAUUGGUAGCGCCAUUGCUCUUAAGAUUCUCAGCCAUGGGGUCUUGCCUCUUUGGUCUGGUGUCAUUAUAACCGCCCUUGAUUGCUUUAUCUUUCUAUUUCUUGAAAAUUAUGGUGUGAGGAAGUUGGAAGCCGUCUUUGCCGUUCUCAUUGCAACAAUGGCAAUUUCAUUUGCAUGGAUGUUCGGAGAAACAAAGCCUAAUGGCAUAGAACUUCUCAUUGGUAUUUUGGUUCCAAAACUUAGCUCCAGAACAAUACAACAGGCUGUGGGAGUUGUGGGUUGCAUUAUUAUGCCUCACAAUGUGUUCUUGCAUUCUGCUCUUGUACAAUCUAGGAACAUCGAUCCCCGUAAGAAUGGCCGGGUUCAGGAAGCCCUCAAUUACUACUCCAUAGAGUCCACUGUUGCUCUUAUAAUAUCCUUCAUCAUCAAUCUAUUCGUCACAACAGUGUUUGCAAAGGGGUUCUAUGGUACCAAGCAAGCCAACAGUAUAGGCCUUGUAAAUGCAGGGCAGUAUCUCCAAGAGAAGUAUGGGGGAGGAUUUUUCCCAAUUCUGUACAUCUGGGGUAUUGGGUUAUUAGCAGCUGGUCAGAGUAGCACCAUAACUGGUACCUAUGCCGGGCAGUUUAUCAUGGGGGGGUUCCUAAACUUGCGGUUGAAGAAAUGGAUGAGGGCAUUGAUCACACGAAGCUUUGCAAUUGUCCCAACAAUGAUGGUAGCUCUCAUUUUUGAUACCUCGGAGGACACAUUAGAUGUUCUAAAUGAAUGGCUUAAUGUGCUUCAGUCGAUUCAGAUCCCCUUUGCACUUAUCCCCCUUCUUUGUUUGGUAUCAAAGGAGCAAGUCAUGGGUGUUUUUAAAAUUGGUCCUAUUCUAAAGAUGGUUGCAUGGCUGGUGGCUGCCUUGGUGAUGGUGAUCAAUGGUUAUCUUUUGCUGGAUUUUUUCUCUUCAGAAAUGAGAGGGCUGUUGUUUGGCUGUUUGGUAUCCGCUUUUACAGCUGGAUAUGUUGCAUUUAUCAUUUAUCUUAUUUCCCGGGGCAUUACAUUUUCUUCUUGGCGUGACAUGGUAAAAUCCAAGAGUUCACAAGUGGAAGUAAUUGAAUAGUAAUCUCCAAGGCCCAUUUCAAAUGCUGAAUACUAGAACCAUCUUGCACUUUUUACUGCCAAAUCACAAAAGGCUGCAGAAUGCCGACAAAUAUUUUUGUUGAGAAAGCAUAUCCUUUAAUAUGUAUGCAUACCUCUGGGGACUAGUUGUGUACAAAUUUGAAGUAUUGGAUUAUUGUUCUUCUCCUGGGCUCUAUGAAACAACUGGAUUGUUUCUAUACAUCAAGAAAACGUUUAAUGUUCUCUUGUAUAUGGAGGACAAAAAAAGGCAGGUUUGCAACAUAAGGAUGCGGCUUGUUUCCUGUGCGAUGAUCGUGGUUGUGCUUUGCUUUGUCGGAAUAUUUAUAAUCCUCAGUGAUUUUACUUGGCAACUGGAAAUCUAUGACUCAGUAAGGUUGUGAAAUUGACAAUAUUGAGCUAGCUAUAAAUGAUAUGAAGUAAAUUUGCAUCCUUA
This is a messenger RNA of Malania oleifera, 2182 nucleotides long. Its product is annotated as metal transporter Nramp3.2. Gene Ontology annotation, molecular function: manganese ion transmembrane transporter activity; cadmium ion transmembrane transporter activity. The record is from RefSeq and is a predicted model, not a curated record. Lineage: Eukaryota; Viridiplantae; Streptophyta; Magnoliopsida; Santalales; Ximeniaceae. Gene Ontology annotation, cellular component: vacuolar membrane. Bases 179 to 1729 code for a protein of 516 amino acids. The transcript is spliced from 4 exons. Gene Ontology annotation, biological process: metal ion transport; defense response to bacterium; positive regulation of reactive oxygen species metabolic process.